CGGAAGUGUUGAUAGAAAACCGCGGGAAAGCAAAUAAACAAAUACACGUGUGUAGACUGACAGAUGCAAAAUCAUAAAAAUGCCACCGAAAAAAAGCAAAACAUCUGAUGCUAAAGGUCCAAAAACAUCUAGUCGUAAGAGAAAACGAGAGAAUGAAAAUGAUUUGCAAGCAAAAGUUGAAGAAAAAAAAUCAGUAGAAUCUUACUCCCAUUGGAUAAUGAAGUCUGAACCAGAAAGUAGAUUUGAAAAUGGUGUGGAUUUAAAGUUUGGUAUUGAAGAUUUAAAACAGUGUGAGAAACAAACAGCUUGCUGGGAUGGUGUAAGAAAUUAUCAGGCCAGGAACUUUAUGAGGGAUCAGAUGAAGAUAGGACAUAAGGUGUUUUUCUAUCACAGCAAUUGUAAAGAGCCUGGAAUAGCUGGGAUUUGCAAGAUAGUGAAAGAAAGUUAUCCUGACCACACACAGUUUGACUCUGCUGAUCCCCAUUAUGAUAGAAGUGCAAAGAAAGAUGCUCCAAAGUGGUUCAUGGUGGAUGUAAAGUUUGAGAGGAUGCUGAAGCGGUUUAUUCCAUUAUCAGAACUUAAAUCUCUACAUCUUAAUCACAAGGCUGAUGGUGGGACACUGAAAAAUAUGGCUUUAUUUACAAGGGCAAGGUUGUCUGUACAACCUGUAACUACAGAGGAGUGGGAUUUCAUAAUAAACUUGGAGAAUGAGAAGACAUAAAGAUAUGUUGAUCAAUGUUGUGAAUAUCUGAUUGCUGAAAGAGAUGAAUGUGCAGUUGGAUAUAAGUAAAAAUAUAAAUGCUGAAUUCAUGUUUUACAGCAUGUACAUGUAGUACUGAUAUAUGUCUCAUUUCAGAAACAAAAUUACCUGACCUGAGAAGUUAAACAUAUAUGGAAUAUAAUUCUCAUUUUAUAUAUUGUACAACAAAAUUGUUUUGUAAUUAUCAUCUGUCAGGACAGACUUGUAUAUUAAUAAAAAUGAAAUAUU
This is a messenger RNA of Mytilus californianus (California mussel), 988 nucleotides long. Its product is annotated as thymocyte nuclear protein 1-like. Gene Ontology annotation, cellular component: nucleus. The transcript has 7 exons. The record is from RefSeq and is a predicted model, not a curated record. Bases 80 to 721 code for a protein of 213 amino acids. NCBI's taxonomy places the organism in Eukaryota, Metazoa, Mollusca, Bivalvia, Mytilida, Mytilidae.